Messenger RNA from Truncatella angustata, 1582 nucleotides. Its product is annotated as allantoin permease. Gene Ontology annotation, cellular component: membrane. Gene Ontology annotation, biological process: transmembrane transport. NCBI's taxonomy places the organism in Eukaryota, Fungi, Ascomycota, Sordariomycetes, Amphisphaeriales, Sporocadaceae. The transcript is spliced from 8 exons. Bases 37 to 1356 code for a protein of 439 amino acids. The record is from RefSeq and is a predicted model, not a curated record. Gene Ontology annotation, molecular function: transmembrane transporter activity.
CUCGUUCGCAAAAUCGAUUGGUGGAUUGUACCUCUUAUGUGGGCUUGUUACAAUCUGCAGUACCUUGACAAAACGUUGAUCAAUUAUGCGAAUGUCAUGGGCCUCCAAGACGACACCAAUAUCACUGGCGAUCAGUUUUCCCAACUGGCUCUUGUGUUCUAUGUUACAUAUUUGGCUUUCGAAUUUCCGACUGGGUACCUAAUGCAACGGCUGCCGACUGCGAAAUAUCUCGGCGCGAACGUAAUUCUUUGGGGGUUGAUGGUGACACUCACCGCAGCUGCGAAGAAUUGGGCUGCUCUAGUCACCUUACGAGUCCUACUUGGUUGUUUUGAGGCAGCCGUUGCCCCAGCCCUCAUCUUAAUAACAUCAAUGUGGUACAAACGUUCGGAGCAGCCUGCACGUGUCGGCUUCUGGUAUGUGGGUACCGGAACUGGUACCAUCAUCGGCGCUCUGACAUCGUUCGGCUUUCAGCACUAUGUGAGCGAAAAAUUCACUAGCUGGCAGAUCAUGUUUCUUUUAUUUGGCUUGAUCACCAUUGCCGUCGGCAUCCUUGUCGUGGUGGUCAUGCCAGAUAGCCCAAUGACUGCGAAACUGAGUCACGAAGAAAAGAUUUGGGCCAUUGAGCGUGUACGAGAGAACCAGACCGGAAUUGAGAACAAGCAUUUCAAGCUCUAUCAGGUACUCGAAUGUUUAAAAGACCCGCAAACUUGGCUCUUAAGUUUGAUUACCAUCAGCAGCAAUGUUCCCAAUGGAGCCGUGAGUAGUUACCAGGCUACUAUCAUCAAGGGCUUUGGAUACACCAGCAAGGAGACUGCACUGCUUAGUAUCCCCAGUGGAGCUAUCGCAUGCAUUUCCGUCAUAUCUUCUGGUGUGGUUGCAUCAAGGUAUAAUAUGCGAGGUCCCAUCGUUAUCGUUAUACUGCUCAUUGGCGGUAUUCUGGGGGGUUGCAUGCUGGCUUUCUUACCCAAAGAUAGUCAAGGCGGUCUCUUGGCAGGGAAUUAUCUGACUAACGUUAUUGGCUCAUCUUUGCCCCUACUAUACUCGUAUAGCUCUGCAAACUAUGCUGGUCAUACCAAAAAGGUUACCAUGAAUGCGAUACUUCUCAUGUCCUUCUGUCUCGGCAAUAUCAUUGGACCACUUACAUUUCGUAACGCCGACAAACCAAAUUACCUACCCGCGAAGAUAGCCAUAGUAGCCACCAGUGCUGUUGCAGUGGCACUUACCGGUCUGCUUAUGGCGUACUACUCGUGGGAGAACAAGCGCAGAGAUAGGCUUUUUGACAGCGAGCACAAGGAAAACAAUGAAUUCCUUGACCUAACUGACCGAGAGAACCAAGAGUUCAGAUACAGCUGGUAGUUGUUGUUCUUGAGUUUCAACCGGCGAUCUAAGAUUACUAGAGUGAGGGGAGUGUUCAGGCAUGACUUUUUGAAUGAUGGAGCACAAUGCAGAUUUGAACUCCUAGCUGAACUUUAUUGUUAGUGAGGUGAUAAAUGUGCUCAACUGCGGUGGGCUACUACUAUUACAUGCUGAGAUGAGUUUCGUCAAACCUGCACCGGUUCUAGUUGCUAGCCAAACAUGACCG